Messenger RNA from Aspergillus alliaceus, 2089 nucleotides. Its product is annotated as ENTH domain-containing protein. Gene Ontology annotation, molecular function: phospholipid binding; clathrin binding. The record is from RefSeq and is a predicted model, not a curated record. Gene Ontology annotation, biological process: Golgi to endosome transport; endocytosis. Lineage: Eukaryota; Fungi; Ascomycota; Eurotiomycetes; Eurotiales; Aspergillaceae. The transcript has 5 exons. Bases 96 to 1706 code for a protein of 536 amino acids. Gene Ontology annotation, cellular component: endosome; clathrin vesicle coat; plasma membrane.
CCGCAUCAUUGAAUCCAAACCCUUCCACGAAUUCCCCUUCUCUUGCCUGCUCGUUUACUUGUUCAGAUUAACAGUGCGUGAUAUCCGAUCGCGUCAUGGACCUAUCCAAUCUUAAGGAGCAGGUCAGCAACUUGACUUUGUAUGAUCUCAAGGCGGGAGUCCGCAAGGUCCAAAAUGCUGUCAUGAAUUAUACUGAAAUGGAGGCCAAGGUCCGAGAAGCUACAAAUAAUGAGCCUUGGGGUGCCUCGACCACAUUGAUGCAAGAGAUUGCCAACGGAACCCAUAGCUAUCAAUUACUCAACGAAAUCAUGCCCCUGAUCUAUAGACGAUUUACAGACAAGACCGCAGAGGAGUGGCGACAGAUCUACAAGUCGCUUCAGCUUUUAGAGUUUUUGAUCAAGAACGGAUCCGAACGAGUGGUUGAUGAUGCCCGGUCUCACAUGUCCCUUAUCCGAAUGCUCCGCCAAUUCCACUUUAUUGAUCAGAACGGGAAAGAUCAAGGUAUCAAUGUGCGCAACCGAGCGUCGGAGUUGGUGAAGCUUCUUGGUGAUGUGGAUCAGAUUCGUGCGGAAAGAAAGAAGGCCAGAACCAAUCGUAAUAAGUUUGGUGGAUUUGAGGGUGGCUCGCAUAUUGGAGGAGGAGGGGGAAUGUCAAAUUCAAGGUACGGUGGCUUCGGAAGUGACAGCAUGUCGUUCGGCGGAUACAGCGGGGGUAUCUAUGGCGAUGGAGGUGGUUUCGGAGGCAACACAACCGACUACCAAGAUACUGGACGGCGGGGCAAUCGUUUCGAGGAGUACGAUGAGUAUGACGAAGCAGAUGCCAGUCCGCCGCGGCGACGUGCAGCAAGUCCGCCUCGUGCUCGCUUGUCAAAGCCGGAACCGAAACCAAAAGCACCCGAGCCGGACCUUUUUGACUUUGGAGACGAAGACGUUGCUUCCACAACCUCUACCAGUGCCGGCAAGAAGCCAGCAGGUAGUAAUGACUUGGAUGUGCUCGAUUCUAAACCCAUCGAUGACGAUGACUUUGAUGAUUUCCAGUCCGCGACUCCCGCUCCCGCCACAGCGCCAGCGGUAUCUAACCAUUUCGCCAUUUCACCGCCAGCAAAUACUGUGAGCACCACUUCAAGCACGCAAUUUGCUGCGCCGAGGCCGGUGUCUGGCACUCAAGGCACAAACUUAAACGGUCUCGUUGGGUUUACAUCGAUGACCCCGACUCCGACUUCGAGCACCAUGGCAUCUCCGACACUGUCGCAGAGCUCUAUGGUUCAGCAACAGCAACAGAAGUCAUCUCAGCCCAGGCCUACAGGAUUCCAGGCUGCGACGCCAAAUUACUUCACCUCCGUUUCCACGAUGCAGCCUCAGGCGGGUGUCUCCAACCACCGGCCAGGCAUGGCAUCCACCUCAUCAUUCACAUCCGCCAAUUCGAUCUCGCCUGCGGCAGCUAAGCCAGCCGCGUCAAAGUCCUCGAACAAGGAUGCCUUCGGGUCACUGUGGUCGAGCGCCAGUGCCAGCGCAGGGCUGCAGAAGACAAACACAGGCGGAAACAAAGGACCUAACCUGGCAAGCAUGGCCAAGGAGAAGGCUAGCGCGGGUAUCUGGGGGACACCGGCAACACCCAGCUUUGCGUCCCCGUCUCCUUUACAGAGUCAGCCCUCCCAGCAAGGGGCCAAAACCGGUAGCUCCGGGCUGGAUGACUUGCUCGGCUAGCCUACCUGCCUGUGUCUCUUUACUGUGUUUUCAAAUCUUUUUUUUUUUUUUCUGCUGAGCAAUAUUUGCAAUACUACUGUGAUUUUACUGUCUUCAUCCCCAUUUUCAGCAACGAAUCAUUGGUAGCAAACGAUGCCAGACCGUCCCUCGAUCUCAUGUUUCAGAUUCUGUAUAUCCGGAUGGUCAUGAUAGCUCUUUCGUUCUUUGCGUGGAGUCAAGGCUCGGGAGAAAAAAAAAUACGACUUUUUUUCCCUAUCAGAACUCUGGACAGACCCAUUUCUCUUUUAAAUAAUUAUACAACAAGAUUAAGGUUCCCGUGUGUCUAUUCCCAAUCAAUCAUGGGAAAGAUGCAACUUUGGCCAGGAAGCUGUGAUGCUUUAAAA